AUGGCGCCGAUUGCAAAGAACAAUGCCUUUGGGGCAGGCAGUCCUAGCUGGAACCUCUCGUUCCCUGAAGGCAAUUUGACAGCCGCCGAGAUCAUUGCCUAUCUACCGCAUUGGCUGAAGUCGAUAGACGUUAUCCUCAGAUUCGUCAACCACGGUGGUCGAUCUGUCACGGUCACACACUUGCUUCACAAGUUGAGGAUCAUGCCUAGCGCCAACUACCAAGCCAACUCUACGACCAUCAUGAUGCAUUACGCUAUGCGUCGCGCUGGUCAUGAGGAGUGGACGAUUGGUACACGCCAUGAGUACGAGAAUGAUCGUGAGUACGACGAGAACAGCUUGUACGUGGGUGACUUCCGGCCGCCCCGUAUUACACACCCCAAGAACGUUUCUACCAAGCAGAAGGGCAAGGACGUAGAGCUGGCACGUAACUGCGCGGCUGACCCCAUUUCAUUCAAGGACUUGGCGCUUCACAUCAAGGAACAUCCUUCAGGUCAUGAUGCACUUGAUCUUACCCGCUGUGUUGACUACGCUCUCAAGCACCCAAAAGAGCAGUGGCUCUUUCCUACCGAUUUUGAAAAGUUGGUGAAGCAUCUUGGGGGUCCGCUGCUCGUCACUCACUCUCACCUUGACUCACAAGUCUUCAAACGAUACGACGCUCUCUUCAAGGCGCACGGUCCCGGUAGACUGCCUGCAAAGUACAACAAAAAGGCGAAGACCGAAUCCGAGAUUGACACCGACUCUAAUACUGACUCUGACACCGACACCGAGUCCACGUCCACGCCUGAGCCCAAGCCCAAACCCAAGAAGAGCAACAAGAGAACUGCUACCAGAAAAACCAAGAAGGUCAUGCGCGAGGCACGAGGAAGCGCGUUGACAGGUGUCGCUUCACUCUCACAAGGAAAGCGCGGAUUUGACGAAAUGGAAGAAGGCAACGAUGAUGAGGGUGGCAGGAGGAGGAGCGGUCGAGUCAAGAAGGCGCCAGUCUACUUUGACAACGAUGAUGCUACGGAUGUCGAGAUCAUGGAUACGGGCUACGUCACUCCUCGCAAGAAGCGCAACCUUUCACGGGUCCCGCCUAUGCCCAAGGAGGAGGAGAGUGACUUUGAAGCUACCGAAGAGCUCGAGUCUGACGACGAGAAGCUGCCCAUUGUCGACGAAGCUGCCAACGACUCGGACUUUUGCACACCCACUGCCGCACGCAGCAGGCGCCUUGCUUCCGGUCAAUUCAUUCAACAGCAGUCUCCCGCCAUUCUCAUGGAGCAGUUCCGCGCUGGCCUCGCAGCCGCAAAACCUGCUCACAAGACCUUCAUGGACCAUACCCCCGAGAUGGUGGCCGCGGCCCGCGCAUAUGAGCACCGCCUACCCCUCUACCUCACACCCCCGGCCCUUUCAGCAAACCGCAUGAUUAUCGACCCGUACACCGUGUACCUCUACGCACAAGACGGAUGCCGCAACGAAGACGAGCUCUGGGCCUCCGCACUGUCGACGUACCGUUUUGGCGGGCCGCGCCGCCACUCGCCGUUCCGUGAGUUGUAUCGCUUGACAGAACCGAUGGUUUGGGACACGAGUGACUGGGCGGAGAAUAUCAGGUGGGCGAAAGAGCAGUACAAGGAAUUUGGCGUCGAGACCUGGACUGAGUACGACGACCAUCUCGAUUGCAUCACCAGGUGGAGGAUGCAGACCAUGUGGGUCAGUGAGGAGGUGAUCUGCGCGGGAAUGUAG
Messenger RNA from Ascochyta rabiei, 1722 nucleotides. RefSeq lists its product as uncharacterized. The record is from RefSeq and is a predicted model, not a curated record. Bases 1 to 1722 code for a protein of 573 amino acids. The transcript is spliced from 2 exons. Lineage: Eukaryota; Fungi; Ascomycota; Dothideomycetes; Pleosporales; Didymellaceae.